Venturia canescens is the source of this 968-nucleotide messenger RNA. RefSeq names its product trypsin-1-like. Gene Ontology annotation, molecular function: serine-type endopeptidase activity. Gene Ontology annotation, biological process: proteolysis. The coding region runs from base 37 to 804 and encodes 255 amino acids. Lineage: Eukaryota; Metazoa; Arthropoda; Insecta; Hymenoptera; Ichneumonidae. The record is from RefSeq and is a predicted model, not a curated record. The transcript has 6 exons.
GCCGUUUAAAUCACAGUUGGACGACAUUCUACAACGAUGAAGACAGCUUUGGUAUUCGUGGCGAUCGUGGCACUUUGUCGGGGUAGUCCAAUGUCGAGGGGUUUCGGUGGAAGGAUUGUUAAUGGCCAGGACGCUCAAGAGGGCGAAUUCCCCUAUCAAGUAUCGUUGCAAACCAUGAGGAGUUUCCACUUCUGCGGUGGUUCAGUCCUCAACAAAAACUACGUUCUUACCGCAGCCCACUGUGUCCACGGUAAAUCACCGAGUGAGAUCAAAGUCAUCGCUGGUACGACCGACCUGGAGGACCCUCAAGCGACGCAUUACGCUGUUAAAAUAACAGUUCACGCUGAAUACAAUAAACACGAUUCAUGGGUCAAUGACAUCGCCCUCAUCAAAGUCGACACUGAUUUCCAUUAUUCCAAAACCGUUGCAAACGUGGUUUUACCGAUACAAGGCUUCAGCGUACCCGAAGACUCGAUCGCCACUGUCACCGGCUGGGGACGCCUCGGGCAAGGUGGACAAUCGCCAACGGUACUUCAACGUGCGGACAUUCUGAUCGCAUCUCAACAAUAUUGCAGCAAAGUUUACUCGAAUUCUGGACUGAACAUUUACUCGACUCACAUCUGCGCUCGGGAUCCCAACGUCGAGACUGGAGCUUGCAACGGUGACUCGGGUGGUCCUUUAACCGUCGAUGGACAACUCGCAGGUAUCGUUUCCUGGUCACGAGGCUGCGCCUUGACCAAAUACCCAACUGUGUACACGAGAGUGGCCGAAUACGUCGACUGGAUAAACUAUUAUGCUGUCUAAACGAAAAGGGCCUGGCACUGGACUUCUGCUCGUUAAACUUGAUCUGAAGGAGCUGCGCGAGUGCGUUCGCAAUUAUUUCUCCUCUUGUCCAACUAGUCCAAUGUAAAUGAUCAGCAGAAGCUUUCGUUUUACUUGCUCUGAAUAAAAUUCAAUAAAUCACCGAA